Messenger RNA from Cuscuta epithymum, 1200 nucleotides. The record is from the annotation of a GenBank genome assembly. NCBI's taxonomy places the organism in Eukaryota, Viridiplantae, Streptophyta, Magnoliopsida, Solanales, Convolvulaceae.
UCUGGAUCCAUCGACAGCUAUCGUCCCCAAACUGUCGAAGGCUCCGCUAAGUCGCCGGCUCCCUUCCCGGCUUUACCCUCCGUCAGGCGCCACAACUCCGCCAUCACUCACAUCACGCCCGUCUCCCGCUCUCCGCCACUCACCCUUCGGCGGUUCGGCCAAUCGACACUUCUCGAUUUUCACUUCCAACCAUCCGGUGGUUCCGUUCAAUUCGUAAAGAAGAAUUGAUUUAAUCAAUAAUCCCUACUGGUUUUCCAUCUGCAUAGAUCUGGCAGAGCACAAGAACUCGAAUCAAGGAGAUUUGACAAUUUAUACACCCGAAUCUUCUCACCAAAAUAUUGGAAUCCACUUUUUCUUCAAAUCAGGGGUCAACAAAAAAUCAUCUCUACUCACGUGGCACCCAAUCGUCUGAUUGGUUAGAUUACCCCAUUGUAAAUUUGUAAUCAACGAUCAAGAUGAGCUAUCAUGCACGGCGAACCCUUCCACCCGGAGCGUUACGUAAUCGGAAAGAGAGGGAAACUGCGUCGUACUCCAUGUGGCCCAGUAGUCCAGUGAUGGCUGUUAACAAAGCUACGGUGUCAUCAAAACAAGCUGAACCAUUCUCCUCGAACCGGCUCUUAGCUGGGUACAUGGCCUACGAGUUCUUAACUAAAGGGACUGUGUUUGGUCAGAUCUUCGACCAGGCUCGAGCAGAGGCUGUAUCUGCGAGUAGUACAGAUGAGGUGGGAAGGGGGAAGUCUGGUACCGAACCUGAGCCGGAGCAGGGGAACCAGGCGUACAAUGAGGUGGCAAGCCUGCUGAAGAGUGACGGCGCCCACAUCCCUGGCAUAGUCAAUCCGACCCAGCUGGCUCAAUGGCUUCAAAUGUAACAUCAUGGUGAAGAAACUAGGUGCAACCGUGCAAGUGGGAGGUUCUCAUUGGCAGGUAGUUGCAGUUCAUUUUAAGAAACAUGGAACUCAGUAAAGAAAUCAGGUUUAGCUUGCAUAGUUUGUAUGACCAUGAAAUCCAGUAUUUUGUUCAUGUUACUUCUUCAUUACAUUGAUACUAGUAUAUAUUAUAUAUGUAAAUUCUGUCUGUAUUUUGUAAUUUGUGUUAGUUUUAAAUUUUGUUAUCACAACUUAAUUUAUAUUCUGCUCCAAAUUCAGAAUGUGUGUACCUUUUUAUAAAAUGUAUCAUCAAAUGAUCUAGGCAUCUUUUGAU